Vidua macroura (Pin-tailed whydah) is the source of this 1485-nucleotide messenger RNA. Its product is annotated as hydrocephalus-inducing protein homolog. Gene Ontology annotation, biological process: axonemal central apparatus assembly; cilium movement. The record is from RefSeq and is a predicted model, not a curated record. Bases 1 to 1485 code for a protein of 494 amino acids. The transcript is spliced from 10 exons. Lineage: Eukaryota; Metazoa; Chordata; Aves; Passeriformes; Viduidae. Gene Ontology annotation, cellular component: axoneme.
AUGUCAGUUCCUGGCUCAUCCUAUGCCGUUGCUACGGUGACCUUCACCCCGCCAGAUGAGCAGAACUACAACUGCACAUUCAAGGCUUCCCUUGUCAUCCCAAAAGGCUCUGUGAAAAUCAAACCCCAAACCCUGACCUUCACCAUCAGCGGGAGGGGGCACGAGCCGCAGCUGACAGUCGUGUGCCCGAGUGCUCGCAGCGAGAGGGGAAACGCCGUGCUGCGCUUCAAGAGGCUCCGGCUGGGGGAUUCAGAGACGCUGCCCCUGGUCAUCCGUAACAACGGCAGCAUACCUGUCAAGAUUAUGUUACACCUGGAGGAUAAGCAUGGAGCGUUCUUCUUGAAAGGCAGGGCCUCCACACUCAGGAUAUUCCACACUGAAGAUGUGGAAGAGGACUCCGUUGGAAACGAGAGCAAGCCCCCGAAGAAGCCUUUCUUCCUUCUGCAUUGCGGGCAAUCGACAGAGUUUGAUGUCAUUUUCAAACCCACGCGGGCUCGACGUCUGGAAGGGGAGAUUUGUCUCUUCAUGGGGGACAUGUGCUCUAACAAAACCCUAGUAGAGCUGGUGGGUGAAGGCCACAAGGAUGAAUUCACCCUCGAUGGCCUAGAGGAAGACACAAUGGAGGGGAAUGCUGAGAGCAGUCUGAAGAAAGACAUCAUUGAUGCUGUCAGAAUGAAUCACCUCCAGUUUGGGGACUGUCUUGUCGGGAAGCGCUGCAGCAGGACCUUCACCAUCACCAACCACACCCGUAGGAAGGUCAUGCGCUUUGAGUGGGAGGCAGACGCCCCAUUCCAGUUCUCCCCCAAGGUGGGACACCUCUGUCCUCGCCGUGCCAAGGACAUCACAGUGACUUUGAAAUCAGAUGUCCCAGCCACCUUCAGGAGGCACCUUGUGAAAUGUAAGGUGACCAAGAUCAACUUUGAGCUGCCACAAAGGGAGGUUCCUGACUGGGAUGACCGAAAGUGCACUGUCUCAUGGAAGAGUACCACCAGGAAAGACCCGGGAGACAAAUUCCCUAAAAUAGAGAAGGUGGUCGAGAUAGACCCAGAACCGGCUCACACUGUGGUGGAGGAGAGCAGCCAGGAGGCCGAGGUGUACCUCAGUGCCGUUGCUGCCCACAAGCAGUUGAAGCUGAAGACGAUGGUGGUUCAGUUCAAGGAUACCCAGCCCUCCCAGACAAGGACAACCACUUUCAAAAUUCACAACGCAGGGAAGGAAGCCCUGGAGUACUCCUGGGAUUAUGCCGCAGAUAGAGAACCAGUGAACAAGCCAUUCUCAUUCACUCUGAUGCGUCGGUUCCUCUCCGAUGAAACUGUAAAGCAUCGCAGAAAGCUGCUGCGUAGUUACUGGUGGGAGCUGGAACAUCCUCCUAAGAUAGUUCCUAAAGUGCGGCAGCGGCGGCCUGACAGGAGGCUGCGGUUAGCCAGAUUGCGGCAGCAGCGGCGAGACCGGCAGUGGCGCUGGGACUGGAUAUUUCACCCAUGA